Corticium candelabrum is the source of this 1882-nucleotide messenger RNA. Its product is annotated as centrosomal protein CCDC61-like. Bases 97 to 1731 code for a protein of 544 amino acids. The record is from RefSeq and is a predicted model, not a curated record. Gene Ontology annotation, cellular component: centrosome. The transcript has 17 exons. NCBI's taxonomy places the organism in Eukaryota, Metazoa, Porifera, Homoscleromorpha, Homosclerophorida, Plakinidae.
GUCACUCGAGCGACUCGAUUUGAAUCUCUUGCUUACUUUACUUUUCUACACCUAAGUAAUUAAUUGUGUGUAGAAGUCAGUUCUACGAGGCUGUUUAUGGAUAACGUGGAAUCUGAGCCUGUGAGCGGCAAGUUUACUUUCCGCGGUUUGGACUACCUUGUCACCGUACAAGUCGUUCCGUGCGACGACGGUUCUGAGCAGCAGCUGUUGGUUGUCGACGUAGAGGACAAGACUACUGCUGAACAGUGGAGAGGAGAAUUCCAACCAUUAUACAUCAAAGAACUUACACAGAAGACAGGAAAUUUUAAGCAGUUUCAUGUAUUUGUGGAUAUGCUUAAAUCUGUUGUUACCAAGACUAGCUCUUCGGUAUCUUUGGAUCUCAUGACAUUUUCUGAUUUGGAGCAGCUAAGGAGCCAUCAAGGUCAUAAGUCUAGACAGCCCGUAUCAAAGCCAGUACCGCAUGUAGCAAACAAGCGUUAUCUUAUUCUAACGUACACGGUUGAGUUUGACAGAGUACACUACCCAUUGCCACUGCCAUAUAUUGGAAAGCCGGAUCCUGCAGUGCAGCAAACAACCAUAAGGAAAUUACGAAGUGAGUUAGCAAAUCUGAAACGACAGUUGUCUCGAAAUCAUCGACGUUCAGAGUAUAGCCAUCUGCAAGCGUCGUAUGAUGAACUUUUGCGAGAGAAAGAAGAGUUAGAAGCAGCAUAUGGGAAGUUUCAGCUUGAAGUAAAACACAGUCAAACAGGGAAUGCCACGAAGGAAAUCCGUGUUCUAAAGAAAGUAAUUCAUAAUUUGGAGGCUGAUCUACUAAAAGAGAGAAGUCAACACCAGCGGUCAUCAAGGAAGAAGAUGGAUGAAAACAGAUCAUUAUUGCAAGAGCUGGAAGAACUCAGGACUUCUGAACGUAAUUUGAGGGUACGGGUCAAGAGUCUGACGAAUGAACUUGCAAUGCUGAGACGAAGUCGUGGGUUGUCAGGAAACGGCGGGCCUUCUGGACGACGGAGAAGAUCUGCUUCGUCUGAUAGUGAAGCAGGUCGAUCUGGUGGAUACUCUGGUAGCAAACCUCGUUCUAACAGUGCAACUCGAAAGCCAUUUACUCCUUCAUCUGCUGGCGCACGUUUUCCACGAUUUAAUCCAACAGCUUAUGUUCAAGAUAAGCAGAGAAAGCAGAAGGAAGCAGACAUUCGUUUGGGACAAGGAAAGUCUCGGCAAAAGCCACCACAACCUCGUUCUCGAUCUAACUCCUUUGACAGGCAGCCAAGGUCCCAGGUACGACGGUCUCUAAUAUCAGACUCAUCGCCACCCAUUGGUAGCAGUGGAGCAGGAAGAUAUUACGGCUAUCAGAGGAGGACAUCUUCAGUUGGCAGUAGGAGUGGUCGUUCAUCUCGUGGAUCGUCAACUGACAGAAGUAGUAGCUCAUUAGUUAUAGUGGAGAGCACUCCGAGGGGUGCAAUAGCUACUAAGACGAGAAGUUCAAGGCCAACAGAAAGAAGUAGAGGCACUGCUUGGGCUAGUCCAGUUGAUGGUCCAAAAAGGUAUGGUAAACCAUCUGAGAAGCAUAGUAGGAAAGAACAGAAACAGUUGAAACGAGAUAACAGUGGUCGUUCAGCAGGUUCAGCAGAUCGCAGUCGGGAUGAUGAAUUUGUACGACGAUCGGCUGAAAUAAAUGAGAUUGACGCUCGUUUAAAUAAACUCAAACGAUUUAUGAAAUCAUCCUUGGAAUCAUAGGCACUGUAGUAUGUAAUUAUGGUCAAAUAAGGGCAUCCAGUUAGUGUCUUUCUUGUGUAUGUUGAUAUGGCCAAAUAAAUAUAUUGUACAAUGCUAUUGUAUUUUGUUUUUGUGUCACUGGAUUAACUGAAACUGGUUUACUGUGUUUUAU